Messenger RNA from Sitophilus oryzae (rice weevil), 1020 nucleotides. RefSeq lists its product as uncharacterized. The transcript has a single exon. The coding region runs from base 1 to 1020 and encodes 339 amino acids. NCBI's taxonomy places the organism in Eukaryota, Metazoa, Arthropoda, Insecta, Coleoptera, Curculionidae. The record is from RefSeq and is a predicted model, not a curated record.
AUGGUAGGAAGUAUAAAUACCAAACCAAACUUCAAAAUGCAGUCAGAAAGCAGUAACGCCUCGGACCUGUCAAGUAACGGGACUGUACUUGACUUGAAUCGGCCGCAGUCCCAAUCGGCAACUCACGCAACCGGCAACACUCUACCCCAAUCACAAACAGCAACUCUGGACAACGAUGGUAUUGGAAGAAACGUUCCUCGUCCUCGUCGAGGAACCUCUCCACUAGCACCUCAGGGUGGGCGAAGGAUUAAGUGGACAAAUGAAAUGAAUGAAUUUGUUAUAGAACACUAUUUCUUAAUAACAAAGUGCGAGCGAAUCAAGGUGGCAUACAGGAAGAAAUUGCAUGAAGCUUUUCAAACAGAAUACCCUCAACUGAAUCACAUGACCGAACAAAACAUUGCAGAUAGAAGAUCAGGAGGUUUGGUUUGGUUUGGAGGGGCUCUCUUAGAAGCGGAAACACUGAACAAUAUCUGUCAGAAGGUAGAAAGAAGACUUCGUCAAACGGAAGAAAGUCAGGAGACACAUGAUAUACAGAGAUUAGACACUAAUGAACUAGAAGAAACUGAAGAGGCACGGAUUAUGUUUAAUAGGGAGAAUGAUGAAAGUAGUCAAGAAGGAAUUCAUCCAGAGGAAAGAGAACAGGAACAAAAGACAAAUCAAAUUAAUGGAACUGAAAUGCAAUCAAGCAAAGAAUUUCCGCUAGCGGAAAUUCUAACACAUGAAUUUAAAGAGGCCAAAACGAGAUGGGAAGGAAUACCAUUAGAAAAUAGAAUUGGCAUUCCUAAACAAAACUCAAAGAAACUAGCAGAACUAAUUGUAAUCUUCAAUUCCAUCAUUCUGCCCGAGCAGUUGAAAAAUCUCACAACACUUGAGGAAAUACAGAACAUCCUGUACUUAGGGGCUUUGUCAAUUUGCAAGUGCAAUGGAGCUAAAAUAUUAGAGGAAUAUAUAAGCAACCACCAAAAAGCAACACAUAGGUGGCAAGGAAGACUAGAACGACAGAUUUCAGACCUAAAAUAG